UUCUCCACCAUAUCAGAUGCUGCUGCUUUUCCUUUUCCAGUGCUUGGUGUCGUGUGUUUGGACGCCUGUUUCAGGCGAGCAACAAUGGCAAGGAAUCAAGUUUUGCUUCCACCAAAACCAGUAAAAAACGGAAAGCAGAAAAUACCCUGAGCCCCACGAAUUUUGUUCGCCUCAAUAAUUGCAACCACCUACCUUAAUUCCUCCUCCCCCACCUUUACAUCCUUCCUUUCCUGUAACUGUUCAGCAUCACUGUUGAAUUCAGAUAUUUACUUUAUUGUUGCAGCGGAUGUUAAAAUCGAUUUAGGCGUGCUGAAGUUUUGAGUUCGGGCGUCGUUUUCUCUGCAAUCUGCAUUGGAGAACUUCACCCACACACUGUUGAUUCAAUCUCUUCUUGUUUGCAGAGUUAGCUCAGUCAGGACUAUGGAUGGGUCAAUCCAAGAAAGUAGUAGCAUGGACUCAUUUCUGCGGAACUACAAGCUUGGGAAGACUCUUGGGAUUGGUUCAUUUGGUAAAGUUAAAAUCGCUGAACAUGCAUUGACGGGGCACAAAGUUGCUGUGAAGAUCCUUAACCGCAGGAAAAUAAAGAAUAUGGAUAUGGAAGAAAAAGUGAGGAGAGAAAUCAAAAUCUUGAGAUUGUUUAUGCAUCCCCAUAUCAUACGUCUUUAUGAGGUUGUGGAGACACCGGCCGACAUACAUGUUGUAAUGGAAUAUGUAAAGGCUGGUGAGUUAUUUGAUUACAUAGUGGAGAAAGGUAGGUUGCAUGAGGAUGAAGCACGUACUUUUUUCCAACAGAUAAUAUCUGGAGUUGAGUACUGCCAUAGAAACAUGGUGGUUCAUAGGGAUCUGAAGCCAGAGAACUUGCUUUUGGAUUCAAAAAAAAAUGUGAAAAUUGCUGAUUUUGGUUUGAGCAAUAUCAUGCGCGAUGGUCAUUUUCUGAAAACAAGUUGUGGGAGCCCCAACUAUGCUGCUCCUGAGGUUAUUUCUGGUAAAUUAUACGCGGGCCCUGAAGUGGAUGUAUGGAGCUGCGGCGUUAUCCUCUAUGCACUUCUUUGCGGUACCCUUCCAUUCGAUGACGAGAACAUACCCAACCUGUUCAAAAAGAUUAAGGGUGGAAUUUAUAUGCUGCCUAGUCAUUUAUCUGCCAGCGCAAGAGAUCUGAUUCCCAGAAUGCUCGUAGUUGAUCCUAUGAAACGAAUGACCAUUCCUGAGAUCCGCGCACAUCCCUGGUUCCAAGCUCAUCUUCCACGAUAUCUAGCCGUACCACCCCCAGACACGUCACAGCAAGCUAAAAAGAUUGAUGAAGAUAUUCUUCAAGAAGUGGUUAAGAUGGGAUUUGAAAGGGCUGCUCUAGUUGAUUCCCUUCGAAACCGGGCUCAGAACGAGGGUACUGUCACGUACUAUCUGCUUCUGGACAAUCGGUUCCGGAUCGCCAAUGGAUACCUUGGAUCUGAAUUUCAAGAGACCAUGGAAUAUGCAUACAAUCGCUCGAGUCCUAGUGAAACCGUUACAUCUCCUGGCGGGCUACGCCUUUCAGGGAUUAGCGAUUAUCAACAAUUUGGGGGGAGGCAGUUGCCAUCAGACAGGAAAUGGGCACUUGGACUUCAGUCUCGAGCCCAUCCUCGUGAGAUACUGACAGAAGUUCUCAAUGCUCUCCAAGAGCUGAAUGUUCAGUGGAAAAAGAUUGGUCCUUACAACAUGAAAUGUCGAUGGAAUCCCGGCAACCCUGGUCACCAUGAGGGGAUGCUUAACAAUGUUAUGGAUGAUACCAAUGGAUUCGGAAAUGAAUCUCCUAUAGUUGUGAACGGCUGCAGCGUUAAUCCACACAAUGCGGUCAAGUUCGAAUUGCAGCUUUACAAAACCCGUGAAGACAAGUACUUGCUGGAUCUGCAGAGAGUUCAGGGGCCUCAGCUGCUCUUCCUCGACCUUUGCUCCGCCUUCCUUGCUCAGCUUCGAGUUCUCUGAAAUCUGAUCGAUCCUACUUCGUAAGUUAGAAGCUGAUGCUGUACAUAGUUUUGCAAGAGCUGAAUUUCUAGAGGCCAAGCCAUUAGUUUUAAUAGCUCAUUUGGAGCUGGCGGCUUAUGCGACGACGAAAAUCCACACUUAUGGUUUUUACAGCUUUGAAUUCGUCUCAUGAUGUGUAAGAUUUUUUAAGUGUGGAUUACUACUGAAUCAUAGACAUUAUGAAGCAGAUGCAGUCUGCUGGAUGCAAUAAAUAUGUAGUUCUUCAUUAAUCAAUGAUAUCUUUGUAUAGUCGACGAACAUUGUGGCUGUCCUUAAGACCUAAGAAAGAUGACACAAUUGUAUAGUUUCAAUCAGGAUUAGAAUCUAAACUGUCAAGACUAAGGAACAUUAGAGAUGCGAUGCGAUUAAUUGACGAAACAUAGCGGCGGAAGAUCAAUGGAGCUCCAGAGGGAUGUUUCUUCAUUCUCAUCUUCUCCAUUGUUGCCCUUUUCCUGCUCUUCAUUCUCACUCAUCAUUGCAGCUUCUUCUUGGUUCAAUUGACAGGCAUUUCUGAGCCUUGACAGGUGGUCAGACGCGUCGCUCUGCGCCAUCUUCCCAAGCUUCAGCUUCAGGCAUUCGUUGAUCCCAUUGAAGGCGUAUAAUGAAGCAGAAAACUUCCUCUCGUAGUUCAUCCUCUUCAUCGCCUCUGUCAUCAUCAACGGCUCGUCUUCCUGCACCAUUGGCUUCGAGAUCUCCUCAGCAAUGUCGAACGGCGAGUACUCAAUGGGCGACGACCCGAGUUCGUCCAGGAAAUGGAAGUCCACAGCUUCUAAUGUGAUGGUAUUUUCCUCCUCAAUAUGAUCAUUUUCCACUUCCUGUUCUUCGGUCGAAACCUGGAUUAAAUCAGUUGGAUUUUGUCCCCAGGCCUGGAAAUCACUAUCCAUCCCUGACAUGGAUGAGUCCCAACUUGGGCUGUACUCAUUAGUCUCAAUCAGGCUGUUGUUUUCCAGGUAACAAUCCUCAUCAGGAUCCCUCAAGAAAUCAGUGAAUUGUGAUUCUGAUAAAUCAGGGACCUCAUCCGCCACCUGUUUCUGAUCAACAGGCGCCGCCGCCAUGGAAGAUGCAGAGGAAGAUGAUGAAGAAUCCCACCUGGAAUUCGAACUAGCGACGAUCAAAGCAUUAUUCCUUGCCUUAAUCCUGUCGAGAAGAAGAUUCGUGAUCUUGGACGGUAGGGCAGGUGUGGAGGGCGAGUUCGACAAACAGGGCCAGAAAUUAGUUCUUGUAUUUGCCCCACGGAGCAAACAGGCUGCCUCGUCGUAUGCCCUGGCAGCUUCCUCGGCUGUGUCGAAUGUCCCGAGCCACACUCUAAUCUUCUGUAUAGUGUCCUUUAUCUCCGCCACCCAUCGCCCUGACGGGCGUUGCCGAACCCCUACAAAUCUCUUCCUCGCCGGCCUGACUCCGCCAAGGGCGACGGCAGCGGCCGCCUCCUUCAUCAUCUCAUCCCAGGCAGCUGGAUUUUUUUCAUCAGGGCUGAGCUUUUCUUGAUCAUUCUUGAUUACCUCAGUAGCUUUUCUUUUUCUAGCCAUUCUUGAUUCUGAGUGGAGAAGUGUUUGAUGGUUAAGUUAGUUCGUGAGUGAGGGAAUUAAUGAUUAAUGACUUUAUAUAUGCAUAAUGAGAAGAUCAUUUCAAUGAAGAAUUAGUCCUCUUUGUUUGUUCAGACUCUUUUGUUGCUUGCGAAAAUUUUCUGUGUAUUUUAAAGACAAGUGGAAACAUUUUCAUUGUUGUGAUGGUAAUAAAAUAAUGUGGGGAUUUGACCUGGCCAAAGCAUGCCUCUAUGAGGGCACUGAUUGGAUUGAAUUCAAUCAAUCUUAACUAAAAUAAAUGCACUGAUUGAUGGAGAUGCUCACUGUUCAUUUCUGUCUUGUUUCCUUCAUCAAUCUUAAAAUAUCGAAACUGAAAUCAGGGUCUUGUUUCCCUGAGUAUAAUCACAAUGAUUACAUACAUUUUUAUUUAAAUCCAAGAAAGCAUCGAAACCAUCAAAUAAUGGAAAGGGACUUGUUGCAGUGCCCAAAUAUAUGCUUCAGUGGGGCAAGAAUUACUUUUGCUGCUUGAAAUUGAUAUAAAAAAUUAUGUGUAAAUAUAUUAUAUCAUCAUUAUUAGUAGGGAAAACGGUGUGUUAAGACAAUUUUGUCAUUACUGAUUAAGGUCAGGAGGAUCGAUUUUAACAAGCAGAUGUAGGAUGAUGUUGACAAGCAGGCGAAUUACAGGGUGGCAAAUGUCUGCAUUUCAUUGCUGCAAAUUUUCUACUAUAAUUUAUAGAUCUGAUGUCAGCCAAAAGUUAAGAGUGGAUGUUGACAUUUCCAGUCUCCCACGCAGUAGAGUUAUAUAUUUAUAGAUUUUCAUGUAUGUUGCCAUUUGUGAUAAAAUCAUGUAAUAGUUUAUUGCUCAUCUGCAAUAGGCAUCUUUGGAGAAUAAACUUAUAAUAGUUUGGGAUACAGACAGAGGUAGAGACACUGGAGAUUUUGUGGGGAGGUUUGGAUAAACAACAGAAAAGACACUAGAGUUCCAUUGUUGCCAAAGCAGUGUUUUUUUUUUCGUUGCCUUUUCAUUUUUCUUUAAUUUCCUUGUAAUUACAACCAAAUCCCAUUUAAUAUAUAUACUUAUACACACACACACAUAUAUAUAUAUAUAUAUAUAGAGAGAGAGAGAGAGAGAGAGAGAGAGGGAGGAAGAUGUCAACAGUGUCUUCUUAUCAUUCCAGGUGGAGGUUUAACAGAGAAGCUGUGAUCAUCAUCUUCCCUCUAGAAACCUUGACAUAAGCAAAUACAAAUUAAUGUAUUUAACACCUUAACAUAUCAAAAAUUUUGACUCAAGAAAACCUGCCAUUUCAUUUCAGAAACUGACUUCUUUGUGAGAAUUCAACCACCAACAGAUUUGUGGGAUUCUAAGGAAACCUCAAACAGUUUCAGGAAACAGGGGCCAAGAAGAAAAGUUUAAACAGAGAUGAGAAAAGGUCAUAAUUUCAUAGAACUGCAGAUAAAACAAACAAGAUACUCAGCACCUGAUUCACAUAAUGAUGAAGAAAAACUAAAAACUUUUUUUUAUUCAUACAACUAUUGCCAGCAGUAUGGGCUAUGUGACACUCAAACAUCACUUCAUACAAACAUUCAGACUUAAUCAGACAUUUACACACAUAAAUCACAAAACCAAAAAAAAAAAAAAAAAUAAAAUAAAA
Andrographis paniculata is the source of this 5176-nucleotide messenger RNA. Its product is annotated as SNF1-related protein kinase catalytic subunit alpha KIN10-like. The transcript is spliced from 11 exons. Gene Ontology annotation, molecular function: ATP binding; protein serine/threonine kinase activity. The record is from RefSeq and is a predicted model, not a curated record. NCBI's taxonomy places the organism in Eukaryota, Viridiplantae, Streptophyta, Magnoliopsida, Lamiales, Acanthaceae. Bases 421 to 1962 code for a protein of 513 amino acids. Gene Ontology annotation, biological process: intracellular signal transduction; protein phosphorylation.